Messenger RNA from Argentina anserina (silverweed cinquefoil), 1311 nucleotides. RefSeq lists its product as uncharacterized. The transcript has 6 exons. Bases 146 to 1084 code for a protein of 312 amino acids. NCBI's taxonomy places the organism in Eukaryota, Viridiplantae, Streptophyta, Magnoliopsida, Rosales, Rosaceae. Gene Ontology annotation, biological process: protein transport. The record is from RefSeq and is a predicted model, not a curated record.
AGUCCAUCGGGGUUGAAGAACAAAACAGUCCACUAGUUUCUGCGAUCCUCACCCAGAUUUCCAGGAACCUUAAAAACGUGUAGAGCUAUAGCUCCGAGAUCAAAGAUCACCUACAAGAGGUUACAUCGUCUUCACAUAGGCAUCCAUGUCUCUUUUGAACCAGCUCUUCAAUAGAGGUGUCUUCGGCACAAAAUGCAAAACAUGUUUGAACUUGUCAAUUUCGCGUAUUAAGUUGCUGCAAAACAAGAGAGAUAUGCAGCUCAAACAUAUGCGCAAGGAAAUUGCUCAGUUUUUGCAGGCUGGCCAAGAAGCAAUAGCUCGAAUUCGGGUGGAGCAUGUCAUACGAGAGCAAAACAUAUGGGCUGCUUAUGAGAUACUGGAGCUUUUCUGUGAAUUUAUCCUUGCACGAGUUCCCAUUAUUGAAGGCCAAAAGGAUUGUCCGCCAGAACUACGAGAGGCUAUAUCAAGUAUUAUAUUUUCUGCCCCAAGAUGUUCAGAAGUUCCAGAUUUAUUGCAGAUCAAGAAUUUAUUUACAGCAAAAUAUGGGAAGGAAUUUAUAGCAGCUGCAUCUGAGCUGCGUCCUGAUUCUGGUGUCAACCGAACUAUAAUUGAAAUGCUUUCAGUUAGUGCUCCCUCUGGAGAGGCAAGGCUCAAGGUAUUGAAGGAAAUAGCACAGGAGUACAAUUUGAAUUGGGACUCUUCUAGCACUGAAGCGGAAUUCAGUAGAAAACAUGAAGAUUUACUGGGUGGAUCCAAGCACAUCAGUGGUGAAGCUGCACUGCCCUCUCAAUCUCCUGCUAAAACAGUGUUCUUCAGUUCUCCACCUUCUAAUGGUGCACAUUAUAUUCAGCCCACAGAGAUUAAACCAGAACCUCAGCACAUUCCAGCUCCAAGAUCUUAUAUUCAGACACACGUGUCAAGUACCAGUGAGAUUCAGCCAUCAGUUAAUAAUGAUGCAGGACCAGUUGGGGAAACUAGACCACAAUCAUCUGAGAUCCUGGAGAAAGCUCGUGCUGCCAUUGCCUCUGCUGAACGGGCAUCUACUGCUGCGCGUUCUGCUGCUGAACUGGUUAAGUCGUUAUAGUACACAAUUUGAUCAUUUGAUCCCAGUGCAGAAGAUGAACAGCACUAAAGAAACCACAUGUUACUUCAGUAACCCCAUUCAAAUUCUCUUCAAAGAACCUGGUGAAGGGUACACCUACUCGUGGAUAUGAUUUGCCUUUGUAUAUAUUGUAUCUUGUGAUGGUGAAGAAUCCCUUGUUUUCAUUUUCUCUAACAUUUAUCGUCAAUUAGUGCAACAUAUUUUCUACA